Messenger RNA from Pecten maximus, 498 nucleotides. RefSeq names its product period circadian protein-like. Gene Ontology annotation, molecular function: carbohydrate binding. Lineage: Eukaryota; Metazoa; Mollusca; Bivalvia; Pectinida; Pectinidae. The record is from RefSeq and is a predicted model, not a curated record.
GUUGUUACAUACAUUCACCAAACAAUUGAUUGUGCCUGCGAGCAUUUUCUCCGCUAGGUAUUUAAACCGGAGUACACAUCAUAGGUACUAUACAGUCAACGAGCACUGCUGCAAUCAUACAACAGAAGAUGAUGUUCCCCAUUCUGUUCCUAUUCACGGUCGCCGUAGACUUGGCGGUCUCCAUCCAACAGGCCACUAUAACAGCUGUUCCCCCCAAUGGACUUCAGUUUGAAAUACCAGAUGAAGGGUUCUCUUUGGUGGCUCUUCACUUCAGCAUCAACAAACCGGUGAUCAACACACAAGCUGGGGAUGUGAAUGUGGAUAUCACAACUCCAACCAAUGGCGUUUUUGUGUACACGACUAGUAGAUUUACCGUGAAUACCGGGGACGUCGUCAACUACUGGGUUUACGGUAUCAAGAAUAAACAAGGGGAGCAGAAACUGAAUCUUUCCUACACCAUACCAGGCUCAGGGAACGGAAAUGGAACAGGUUCAGGAA